This is a messenger RNA of Cyprinus carpio (common carp), 1809 nucleotides long. It is a transcript of the gene fam151b, whose product is annotated as family with sequence similarity 151 member B. Lineage: Eukaryota; Metazoa; Chordata; Actinopteri; Cypriniformes; Cyprinidae. The record is from RefSeq and is a predicted model, not a curated record.
AUGUAAAUCGUAAUGUAUAUCACUAAUAACAAUAUAUGGGGUUAGUUAAACAUAAAUGGUAUCGUUUUAUCUUAUGUACAACAGUUAUCGCAUCUUUUGUCGUUUGCUACCUCAAACUACACUCGCUGUCAAACUCCAAAGGACCAAUGAGCGAACAUACGCUGGAAUAUUUCCUCAACAAGGGGACGAUACAAAGAAAAGAUGCUGCUGAUAUCGAGUGGAAUCAUGCAGCAAACAGUAAGAGCAAACUCACAGAGGCUCUACAAGGUUCUGCACAGAUGAUCGAAGCAGAUGUACUUCUCAGGGGUCAAGAUCCAAAAGUGCCUAUUAUGGCUCACCCCCCUGACAAUGACAGUGAUAUAACUCUGCAGGACUGGCUUAAAGAAGUUGUGAAAUCAGACAAAGGAAUAAAAUUGGAUUUCAAAAGUCUCGCAGCUGUAUCCCCAUCCAUGACUCUACUGGAAGAGGUCCGAGAUCAGCUGCAGGGACCCGUGUGGAUCAAUGCUGAUAUUCUCCCUGGCCCUAGAGGCACAGCCACCCCUCUGGACCCUCAUGUGUUUCUACAGGAAGUAGCGCAAAAAUCAGAAAAUGAUGUUCUCUCUUUGGGCUGGACCACUGGAUGGGAUGUAGAUGCAGACAAUCCCGGUUAUAGCUGGGAGAUGGUUCAUCAGAUGGAAGAAUUAUGCAGAUCUUUAAAGCAGCCAGUCACAUUUCCAGUCCGAGCAGCUCUUCUUCCCGCGUCCUUCCCACAGUUCCAGUGGCUCUUGAAGCAGUCAGACCGAUACAGCCUGACUGUAUGGACAGGCAAACAUGAUGUUCUUACAGUGGAGGAUCUGUUGCUCUACAGGCAAAACUUCAGCAAAACCAGAAUCUACUAUGAUCUGUUAGAAUCUCAGAUCAAACAGUUUAAAGGACUACCUGGCUACACCUAAAAAGCAAAUAUUCACUUACUGAUGUUGUCUUUAAUAUGUAAAACAGCAAUAAAACACAAUCUAUAAGUCAUGUAACAAAACAUAAGUGUGAACACACUAAUCACGGUUUGGAAUAGUGCAUGAAUAUGUGAACUGUGGAUUCACCUAUCAACAUGUAUUCUGUAUCUGAGUAAUGCAAUAAGGUUUAAACAUGCAUUUCAUUGGUUGACAUGCUUAAUUACCCACUAAUGUACAAAGAGACACAAAUACAACUCUCAGAGAAAUUUUAUAUUUUUGUAAUUUACGUUUGCAUUCUGUAACAUUUUGUAUAUUUGAAUUUUGUCAUCACAAAUGCACAAUACAUUUAUGAGAAAAAAUGUUUAUGCCUCUAACAUUAACCGCAGUUUGAAAUUUUGGGGUCGGUAAUAUUUUUUGUUUUUGUAAGAAGUAUGUCCAAAAGUGUGAUAAAAAUACGGCUGGAAUAGUAAUGUUGUGAAAUAUUAUUACAGUUUAAAAUUGUCAUUUAUUCCGGUAAUGGCAAAGCUGAACUUUCAGCCAUCAUUACUCCAGUCUUCAGUGUUACAUGAUCCGUCCCAAACCAUUCUAAUCUACUGAUCUGGUGCUCAAGUAAUAUUUAAGUGAAAACAGUUGUGCUAAAUCAUGAUUUUUUUUUAGACGUAUUUGAUAACUAGAAAGAUUAGAAGAACAGAUAUAUUCACAAGAAAAGUGAAAGUGUUAUCUUAAAUUAAUACUUUUAUUUUUGCAGAAAAUAUGUUCUCAACAUGUGUAACUGCAUGCAGAUUUAAGUAAAUACUGUACAACACUUAUAAAUGCAAGAAUGUGAAAGCAAUGUUUUAUACUGAAUUAAUUUACAGUCAAUGGGUAAAUACAAGGUAAA